GAUGUAUUGAAAAUUGAAUGCUCUAAACAUAUUUGUUAUCCCGGUUAUGAAAGCAAGUGGUCGGCGGUUUUCACUGUGAUUGUUAUUAUUGUUUUGAUUAUUAUUACUUUUUUUUUCGUAAACAAUAAUCUAAAUAGUAUUAAAAUAUAUUAUAUUUGAAAAUCAAUGAAAAAGUGAAUAAUACGGUACAACAUGUAAGUAGAAUUAUUACGAUAUUAUAUUAUAAUUAGGAAUGAGAAUUUAACUUAAAUCAUUAAAUAGAAAUCGGAAUGUUAAUAAAUAAUAACUAAUAAGUGGAAUAGGUGUUAAAUCAACUUUUCAGUAGAGCAAAAAUAAACUUAAAACUGAAAACACAUUUACCAUGAUUUAUGUAACUAGUAAGAGUUUUGUAUGUCUACUAGUUAUUCUGUAUUGUUCAACAUAAUUUUUAUAUUUUAAUAUUCAAAACUCCACUGUUUUUUUUAUCGAUUGAUGAAAAUUAAUGUGACUUAACUUAAUAAGCACAUUAAUCUCAGUUAAAUAUGUUUUUAAGGACUUAACUUAACUGUUAUUAGAUUUAGGAAACGCAUAAUAUAGUUAGUUAACUUAACUUUUUUUACACAGGACAUUUGAAAAAUGCAUUAUAGUAUAUGUCACUGCAAUGUAUGUAACAUAAAUUAAAAUUUUAAAACUCACGAAAAACGGAAAUAUACGACUGAUAAUACUCUAUUCAGAAUCGUUUUUCGUUAGCAAUAUUUUAUCGUUGCAUGCAGAUGUAAAUUAAAUCACCUACUCUGUAUAUUUUUCUUUUCAACUUCCUUCUUAUAACAGUGGCACACCAUCUUACCCAUCAACUCAUCUCUUUUUUUUUUCACAAACACUUUUUUCAACACUUUUUCUACCGGAAAGCUUACUCUGAUAUUUUCUGAAAGGAAAUUCUUGGGGUGGUACUUAAAGGAGAUAAUUUUUUGGUUUUUCCAGGAGUUUUCUCAACAAAUAUGAAAAACCGAAAAAAAAAAAAAACUGAGGAAAAAUGGAAAAAUUAACAAAAUGUAGGUACCAGUUCAAAAACAUAACGGCCUUAUUUUUUUCCUGCACACAUUUUUCUGCUAGCAAUUUAUCAUCCAUCCCAGCCAGAUUUUCUUUCAGAAAAAGUGCUAUACUUGAAAAUCGGAGCAAGAUUUCUGGUAGAAAAGUUCUUCACUGUUAAAAAAAAAUAAAUAUCAUUGUAAAACCAAUAUAUUCCCGUUCUGCUCAGAAUCAUUAUAUUCAAUUAGACUAAAAGACAAAGUAAUAACUAGUAGUUAACAAACAUCUCAUUGAGAGGUACUAAUAAAAGUGUGAAAAAGGAUCUUGAAACGGGUGGCAAACUUUGAAAUUAAUCAAUGAGAACAGCAUUAGAGAAUCUGUUUAGUGUUUAAUCAAACAAUAAAAAUAUAAAACCCAUUCAUGUACUAUAGGUAUCUAUUUAGAAUGUAAAAUAAAUAUUUAACAAAAAUUAAUACGAUUUAAACAUAUUAUUAUUAUUAUGUCUUUCGAGUGGAAAUAAAAUAAUACACAUUCGAGUGAUAUCUUUCGUUAAAAAAAAAACCACGCUAAAUUUUUCGGUAAAUACAGAAAUCAUACGUAGGGCAUUGAACUUUCUGUGUUCUAAUUUUUUUACGAACGCAAUAAUCAACACAUUAUUACAAAUAUUUAUUUCAUCUGAAAUAAUCUGUAUUUUUAGGUUUCUUUCUCAGGCGUUUUAUAUAGUAAAGUGAGUGUACCUGUAUACCUACAGGUUAGGUAUAUCUGCAGGUGUGAUUCUUCUUUCAUGAUCUAGUAACUUUCUCGGAAGAUUUUAAGUAAAUUCGAUUUCUGUUAUAUCCAAUCAUUAUACAUUAUACAUUGGUACAGCCACUGCUGUUAUAGAUAAUUUAAUGUAUUACCUGUAAGUAACGAUAAACCAUUGCUUAUGAAAAAACUGUUCUGAGCGGAGAACAGUUAAUAAUGAUGCUUUGUCAACAAUAUAUGUCAUUUUAUAGUAAAAUAAUUAAACAAGCUUAAUACAUUUUCUUUAAUAAUAUAUUUGUUUAAUGUUGUACCGAUUUUCCAAGUUUUCCUACAUUUUUCCCGGUUUUCCCAUGUUUUAUCCGGGUUUUUCACAUUUGCUGGAUAACUCUUAGGAAAAUCGAAAGUACUUAAGUACUUUACUCCCUAAAGUACCUUCCCAAUUUCUUUUCAGAAAAAUUUCUAUCAUCGUAAAUUGGAGCAAAAUUUAUGGCAGAAAAGUUGUGCACAGAAAAUAAGAAGGCAGUAGGAUUAACAUCUUUAUAAAACUAUAACCUUUUUCACUCCACUCAGAAUCUAAAAUGUACUCCACCUUUAAGGUAUACCUUAAAUGAUUUUGUAUUAACUUUUGAUUUUGAAAUGCCUCUUUUCAACAUAAAUUUAAGAAACAUACUUCCAACGAUGAGAUGGGUGGGCCACUGUUGUAGAUGAAAAGUUGUAAAGGUAUGAUAUAAAUGAGAAUUUAAUGUAUAUCUACGAUUAAUUAUUGCUGAUGAAAAACGAUUUUGAGUGGAAUUCAGUUAUAUACAUGUUUUGAAGGACAGUAAUAUUUAAGAUUUUCGUCAGAAUUUGGUAUUAAAAUAUUUAAAAAAAAAAUUCUAUAUUGCACUUAUUUUGUUUAGAUUCUGAGUGCAGCAAGGAAUGUAUUAGUUUUACAAUGAUGUUUAUUAUUUUUUUCUAAGGACAACAAAUUUUCUACCAGCAAUUUUGGUCCGAUUUACAAUUAUAGCACUUUUUUUGAAAAGAUAAGGUGGUAAUAUUUGAUUUUCCCAGGAAUUUUCCCAAUAAAGGGGAAAAACAUGGGAAGAACCGGAAAAAUAAAUACAAUAUUAAACAAAUAUUAUUAAAGAAAAUAUAAUAUACAUAUAUACAAUUAUUUUACCAUAAUGUGACAUAUAUAUUGUUGAUAAAACAACAGUAUUAACCGAACUCCGCUCAGAAUCGUUUUUCGUUAACAAUGGUUCAUCUUUUGGUACAGAUAUACAUUAAAUUUCCCCUCUACCUUCCCAACUUCUCAUCUACAACAGUGGCCCACCUAUGUGAGAAGUAUAUCAGUUUUUUUUUUAACCAUAAAGUACGACUAAUUAUAAACCUCCUUUAAAAUGUUCAAGCAUUUCGGUUUGGUCUAGUAAUUUUAUUCACAAAGUGCCUGCCGAAUAAAAAUUACAUAAAAAAACUCGCAAAAUUAAAAUGCCUAUAAAAAAGUUCAAACUAGUUAAAAUGUUUUAACAAUUUACCACGUCUAUAAAAGAUAAAUAUAAGUUUUCUGUUCUAAUUACAAGUCUCUAUAAAUAUUUUUAACAGAAUAACAAUAAAAAACAAAAUUUAAAAUAAUAUAUUUCGUAAAAUUUUCAAAUUAUUAUGAAAAUUGCUUGGAAAAUCAAAAAAUGACUUGCUCGUAGUUAUUACACUUGAAAAUCUGAUCGAAAUUACAGGUAGAAGUUGUUCACAGAAAAAAUAAAUAAAUAAACGUUAAUGUAAAACCAAUAAAUUCCACGCUUUGCUCAGAAUCUAAAAAAAUAUUAUGAAUAAUAUUAUUUAUGAAUUUACUGUUUAUCAAUUAUUAAGUAUAAUAGUUUAGAAUUUAGACCGGAGAAAUAGAGGUGGGUAAUAAAUUGAUCAUAAUAAUGGUGUAAUCGGUUGUAAUGUAACAGAAUCACUAUGUAUUAUGGUAAAAUAUUUUUCAGACAAACGUUGUAUAGGAAUUCACACAAAUUCCACAUCAUAUUAAUUUAAGUUUUGUUGGAGAAUUUGUUAUAUUUAAUUCAGUGGCUUAUAAUUAUUAUUAUUGUUAUUUAUUUAUUUUUAUUUUUUUAGUUUUAUUAGUUUAUCGGUUUUUGUGUACCGCUAUCGUCAACAUUUCCGCUUCAAAACGGAACCCAACAAAUAGAUCAAGGGUUAUUCUUAUCACGCAGACCAUAUACAAAUAAUAUUAAAAUAAAUGUCUAUAAUAUAUAUGUGUGUGUAUAUGAAUGUGAACAUAUUAUUAUAUUGUGUAAAUAAUUUUAUAUUUCAUUCGGGGGACGAUGAAACUGCGGUUUACUCGGAUGUGAAAUGUGUAUACAUAUAAAACACGCAGACGUCGUUUUAGUCGCACACAGCGCGCACUGAAAUUAUUUCAUCGAAAUUAUUAUUAUAAUAUAUUAAUAUAGACACCUAUAUUUUUUUUAUAAACUUAUACUUAGCUUAGAUAUUUUACAGCGAAAAUGUGGCCGAAAACCGUCACCGUUGCUACGUGCCUGUGGCUGUUGACCUCCAACGACUUCCGUUUAUCGUCGGCUUCUAAAGACGCCACGUAAGUAUAAUAUACCUAUAUUAAAUUUAAAUUCAUUGAUUUAUCUAUUAAAAGUUAAAUGUUUCACGCUAUCUAAUCUGUUCGAUAUGGUUACACUGACCGCCUCUGACCGUAUACGCAUGAGCAUGCGCACGGGGUGUGCAGGGUGGGUAGCUGCACACCCUGCAAACAAUUGUGUCUCCUUUAAAUUUUUGAUUUAUUUGUAAAUAUUAUAGUUUUUAAUUGUAAUUAAAAUGUAUAAUAAAUCUAAUAUAGGUAUAAAUAAUAAAAAAAAUGUUGUGUAUAUUAAAAACUGAUAACCCAUCAGUCAUUAGCAUUGUUUGUUUUAAAAAGUUAGUCUGUAUACUAAAGUGUUAAAGCGUCGUACUGUCGUGAUUGCAUUGGUGUAUACUGGUAUUUCAAUUCAAUUCAAUUUUUUGUGUAAAAUAGUCACAUGUAAAUUAAUAAUUGUUUUUAAAUUAUAAACAAAUACGGGCCAAAAAUAAAAAUUUUAAACAAUGAUAUUAAAUUAAUAUUUAAUAUUCUUCUUUUCGUUAUUAAUGCAACAAUGUAUACAAAUAAAAAUUAUAAACUAAAUUUGAAUUAUUGCAAUAUAGAGACAAUUAUCUUACUGGAUUGUAGUAGAGUCCUUACAAAAAAUUAUUUUGUACACUCCACGAAAAUUCCUGCGCACGCCUGUGUAUACGCGAUAUGCUGCAAAUGCCUGUACCAACUGUAACUAUACACUUUUGAUUUUUACAAUUAAUGUAAAAAUUACAAAUUACACCGAUCCGAUUAAAAAUACGUAGACGUUUAAUACAUUUUUAACGAUUUACUGAAUUUUAAAGCGUCCCAAGCGGGUAAAACUAAAAAACAAUUCUAACAAAUAACACUUGUCCUUCGAAAAUAUUACAGUUUUGUUUAGAGGUACUAAAAGUAUAUUUCGACACCCUCCAAUCAUUUAUUACUUUGUCUUCUUUGAUUUAUUUUUUUAUUUAAAUGUUAAAAGUGUAGAUCUAUAUUUUCAAAAUUAAAUAUAUUUAUAUACUUAAAAAUUAUUAGAAAUUGACUCAAGCCUAUAUUAUCUGGUAUCAAAUAUUUAUUAUAAUAAAAAUGUACGCGACAAUAAUUAUGAUGUAUAUAUAGGUACGAAGAUAUCAGGACGGCCAUAUAUUCGUUUGCACACUCGUUACGCGACAAUGUGGACAAACUGGAGCGACACGAACGCCGCGAAAUACAGUCAGGCGACAAAAUGCAAAAUAUGCUGUUGACGAUCGUGAACAAGCAGAUUCAACAGAAAGCCGACUAUCAAGCCCUGGAAACCGCCAUCAAAGACUUGGGGCACAAUGUGGACGUACUGACGAACGCGGAAAAAGAUGAGGUAUAAACGACGAAAAUCGUUACCUAUUAAUAAUUUCAUAUUUAUUAUAUUAAUAUAUUAUUAUUUUUUUCGCUUGAUAAUAUUUAAUAGUUUAAAAAUUCGUAUACGAAGAUAAUUUAAAGUAAUAUUACGAGUAUAUUACCUCAUGUUUUUUGACCGGGGUUGUAAACUAAAAAACAUGUGUUUUCAACUAAAGCAAUAGGUAUUAUAGGUACCAUUUAAUUUUAAUCUCUAUACUAAGAUAGGACAUUUUUGUUGGCCCAUCGAAUUUUAGGAUUCACAUCAGCCUGAAAUCAGUGCAGCGCAUCAGAAGAUGGCUGCAUGGUGUUAACUAAUAUCUUUUGAAAAUGAAUCGUAUAUAAUAGUUAUUUCUACCACGGUUCCUAUUCAAACCCUAUUCGACCCUACUAUUAUCCUAUUUAAACUAAAAAAUUAAUGAACUUUAAAAAAUCAUGGAGCAAAAUAAAGUAUUAACAAAAAAACCUAUUUAAAACUUGCCCCGAUUUAUGGUAGUUUUAUAUUUGACACCUUCCUGAAAUAUUCACAUUGGCAGACAUUUUUUAUAAUUUUAGAGCGGUCUGAUAUUUUAAAAUACUUAAUUGUUAUUACAAUACUUUGUUAUAUUUUCAAAGUCACUCUAUGUAAAAAUCAUCUUAUCUAACACCAUGAAAAACCAUGAAACUGAUGAUUUAUUUUAGACAUUCUAUAUUGGCUAUACGAUACAUAUACGAGUAAGUAUAUAAUCUGUAAGUAAGUAUACAUUAUGUAUUAGUACUUUUGAACUGUCACUUAAGCAAUUUUAAAAAGAGUUUCUACUGGGACGAGUGUGCCACUGCUGUAGGUGGGAAGUUGAGAAAGUAGAAUACAUGUAGUUAUUUAAUUUAUAUUUGUAAGCUCGUUGCUUACAAAUAUAAACUAUUGUAAAUAAAAAACAAUUCGGAACGAAAUUCGGGUAUACGUGUUUUGAAAGGCCAUAAUAUUUACGAAUUUUUAACGAUAGGUAGCUUUUUUUAACCACCGCGUACAAUCUAUAAGGAAUAUCCUGUUAAAUUUCCAAGCAUUUCUGUUUGGUCAAACAAUUUUACCCACAAAGUAAAUCUACCAAAUAAAAUCAAUAUAAAAUUCUCGGAAAUAUAAAAUGCUUAUAAAUAGGUCAAACAUUGCCAAAAUAUUUUGAAAAUUUUACCACGUCUAUAAAAAAAAAAUAUAAGUUUCCUAUCAAAAUUUCAAGUCUCUACGAAUUUUUUAACUCAAUUACAUUGGUAAUUUGUUACAAUCGGUAACGCCGCGGUGUGCCAUAAAUAUUUUCCGUUUAACCGAUCAUUUUUUCCGGUUUUUUCCAAUUAUUAUGAAAACCCUUUGGAAAAUCAAAAAAAUUACUUCAUCACAUCAAUAUAAAUAAACUAAUAUAAAAUUGUAUUUUAGAUAAUUUUAUAAGAAUUAUAAAGAAAAACAAAUGUACAAAAUAUUUCUUUGCAGUUACAUUAAAUAUAUUUCAUAUUUUUUAAAAAAAAUAUGUAAAAUUGUACAAUGUACCUUAUGUAGAGCGAUUUUUUUUUUUUGUAAAAUUUUACCGUUUUUAUUCAUGCACCUACUAUAUUUUAAUUGAAAGUUAAAUAGGGAAAGUUACACCUAACCCAUAUAUAUUUAUAGUAAUUUAAACUACUACCCUGAUCUGUCGCGAAAAAUUGUCCACCCUUCAGCAAAUAUAAUGCCACCCCUAAAAGUAAAAUAUAUAGUACACAAUUUUAAUAUAUUAUUAAUAUAUAAUGAAUAAUAACAGUUGAAUUUGAUUGUUGAAUUCUUGUAGAUUUCAAUAAAAAUGUUGUGAAAUUUCCUACUCGUUUAUCAAUAUAUUUUUGUUUAGCUUCUCUAUUUUUUUUUUAUUUUAUCCCAGAGAAUCGUUUCCGUGAUGCCAUAAUUAAUAUAAGAAUAUAUUUUUAAAUAAUGGCCCUAAUAAUUUUAUUAGUCUAAAAAUGAGCAUGAACCCAUGAUAAAUGUGUAAUAUAGUAAAUAUAAUACAGUGGAAAGUGCGCGGGAGGCAUGAGUUUCCCUCAUUUGGUUGAAAAAAUAUCUUCCAUAAAAUAAUUGUGUGAGAGCAUAAGACACUUUUUAGAUUCUGAGUGGAGCGAGUGGUUUUACAAAGAUGUUUAUUUUUUUUUUUUAUCUGUAAGCAAUUUUUUUACCAGAAGACUUGCUGGGAUUUCUAAGUGUAGCACAUUUUUUGAAAGGAAAUCGGUGUGGGGAGGUACUUUAAGUAGGUAAUUUUUCGAUUUUCUCAAGAGUUUUCCCGGCAAAUGUGAAAACCAGGAAAAACGUAAAAAAAACCUGGAAAAUCGGUACAACAUUAAACAAAUAUUAUUAAAGAAAAUAUUUAAAGCCUAUUUAACUAUUUUACUAUAAAAUGACAUAUAUUCUUGACAAAGCAUCACAAUCAAUUUAACUCCGCUCAGAAUCUUUUUUUUGUAAGCAACGAUUUAUUGUUGCUUUGUUGCUUACAGGUAUACAUUAAAUUACCUAUACAAAUGGCUGCACUCGUCCCUAUUAUCCUAGGCCUUUUUUUUAUAUCUGGAAUCACCGACCAGUGGCCUGUGAAAGAAGUGUAUGUGCCGUAUGGUAAAUUUAAACCUUAUAAAUUUCAUGAAAUUUAAUACCUAUAAAUUGAAUCUAUUGUGAUUAAUAUUUAUAUUAAAUCUAAAAAUAAAUAUUAUAUUCAAACAGUUAUCAUCGUAAUCGAAAUGUAAUAUUGUACACGUCAUAAGAUUACAAUGUGGGGGCGGUAAAAUAUUGGAAUAUAAUAUAUAUAUAUAUACAGGGUGAUUUUUUUAUCAUUUUUUUACCGUAGAUAAUUGUUGGUUCAUGAUAAAAAAAUCACUCUGUAUACAUAUAUUAUUAUAUAUAUUUUUCCAACCAAAUGUGGUUUAAAUAAAGUACGGCUCCGACAAAACACUAGAUUGGUUAGGCAUAAAAGCGAUUGACAUAAAAUAAUAACAAUAUAUAAUACGCUAUUAAAUAAGAUGAUAGGAUAGAUACCUACCUACCUACUCUAAACACUCAUUGCUCUUACAUUACUUGUAUUGUUUUGAAACUUGUUUUCAUCUUUCGGAUUUAUUAAUGAUUGUCAACCAAUGAUUUGUUGGGUUUUAUUAAAUUUAUUAGUUGUGAAACUUAAUACAACAAAUAUUCUAUCAUAGAAAAAGCCACCUCAGUUUCAUUGAAUAUAUUUCCACCCUUAGGCAAUGGCCUAACCUGAUUUUUCCCUUAUGACGGGCCUGCUACUACCCUAUUUCAUUACCCGAAAUUUUACGAACCAGAUAAAAUGGAUAAAUUGAUUUAUGUUAUACCUAUAUUAGUUUGUCGAAUCAAUAACGAGUUUUCGAUUUAUGAUCUAUAUUAUGCGUGUUGACAUUAAACUACGAACAUUAGGAUAUACUUAUUAUAUUUUAAUUCGUACGUUAAACCGGCGCACGUGUAAUAGAGAUUAAGUAUCCUCUGCAUAUCUUUCGAUUUCAUAUAAACCAUAUUUACAGAGUAAUUUGUAUUGAACGCUCAAUCAAUUUGUAUCGUUAAAUUGUGUAUGUAUUUAAAUUCUUAUUUUUUGAAUUCUUAAGUGUAUAAUUAAAAUUUAUAUUUUCGAAUAUUUGAAUAUUUGUCGCUCCACUCAGAAUCUAAAAUGAAGUGAGCAUGCUUAAUGAACCAUCCUGCAUACAUAAAUAUAUCUAAAUAUAAAUGUAUUAAUAUUUACACAAGUAUAACCUUGAGUCCAGGUUAAGGGGAAAGGCCAUGACCCCUGGACAAUAAAAUUACAAGGGCCCUACAUUUUUCAUAGUGUGUUCUUUAUCUUUGCAUUUAAUUGCUAACUUAUAGUAUUUGUUGAUAUUUUAUUACUUUUAAUAUUUUUUCCAUUACCUGAUGAUGUCUAGUGGAUAAAGUACUAGUAAGCUUUUUAUAAUAUUUAUUUAUUUAUAAAAUAGGUGUGGCUUUUGAGUUAACAUAUAUUAUUUCUACUUUAUUUAUUAUAAUUAAUUAUUUUGUUAAAACAUAUUGACAUAAUGAGUACCUUUUAAUUUUUAAUAUAUUUUUUUUUUAUUAUUAUUCUUAUUGAGGACCUCAUUGAAAAGUUUAUUCCCGGGGCUUUUAUAAAUGUAUUAAUCAAGGGUUUAUUUAACCGGCAACUUAUACACUUAUUAACAAUAACAUAUUCUGCUAUUCUGGAUCUUUCCAUCACAUAGUUUGUUAGAGAAAAAACCCGGAAAUGUUAGUGUUUUAUAAUCACGUAAUUUUGUUCAAUUUUUUUCAACUAGAAUAAAUAAUAAUCUAAAUUGUGUACAUCAAAAAUAACAUUCCCAUGUACAGCUAUGUUUCGUCCGAAUAUUAUAUUUCUUAUAAAGUUAUAAAAGAAUAAUAUAUAUAUACCUCUAAUUUCCUAUCUCUAAUUUGUUUCAAUAUCCAAAUAUAUUUAAUAUUACUUAAACAUCUCACAGGUAUCUGAAAACCAUCAUUGUGUGCUUAUUGUCCGAUAUAGUGUUUUGAAAAUUAAAAUUAAGAUUAUAUAAUUUUAUUUUCAGGUCACCAGUACAAUCAGCGUGAAAUCCAUGUUGAAUAACAUAGACAAUCGUAUCGUUAAUGGGGAGGCUGAGUUAAUGUCAAUAUUGAUAACGCAACAAAAGUCUGCGGAUGAAUCGCGUCAGUUAUUAGACACCAAGCUAGCUGCAAUGUCAGAGCAAAUCAUUGCGUUACAGUCUCGGUUCGAAGCUAUAGAACAGGCCCCCAAGGCCAAGGUGUCGAAUGACGUCAUUUUCGAACUGAUGCAAAAGAUUUCGGCCGACCAGCAGAGCUUCUUAAUAGCCAGCCAGACGUCCGGACCGAGUAAUGAUACAUCCCAGAUGGUACAAGAGGCCAAGCACGCGGUGGUGGAGACGAUCAAUGUGUUGUCCACGAAAUUGGACGACGACAAACGGAGACGCGAGGCGUUCGAGACCAAGCUAAUCGGGGCUGUAGAAUCGACGAAAGCGUUCCAGGACGAUGUGCAGAACAGCUUCCAGCUGAUGUCGGAAGAGGUGAGGACGUUGUCGGACGUGCAGAAGACGCUGGCACAGACGUCCGAUAACGUGAUGGACGCCAAGCGAAGGAUCGAGUACAGCACUCACCAGAUACUAACAGAGGUGACAAGCGUAGUCAACGAAAGGUCAAAGGAGCUGAAUGAUUCGGUUAACGCCGGCAUUGAACGGGCGAUGAAGGCGGUGCUGGAUGCGCAAACCACAGGUAUGGCUAACGUCAGCUUGAAAAUCGAGAUGGAAAUCAGCCAAGUAUGGAGGCAGAUCGGCAUCAUGUACCAGACGUUGACGGAUUCGGCGUCCACAUUAGCCACACUUCAAAAGCAGACGGACACGUUUGUCAACAGCACGGCCACGUCGGUGGAUGGCAUGAACAACAAGGUAUCCGCCAUCGCCGGGCGUAUGUCCGAGGUAGAUGACAACCUCAACUAUUUGCUGGGUCGACUAUCCUUGGUCACGCAGGAAUUCAAGGAAAUUAAAGUGGGCCUGGGGGAGGCACUGGAGAACAUCCGGAUAGGUUUGGAAACGGUCCAGGGAAGCAAAAAAGCCGUGGAUCUAGGACCGGGCCCGAACCCGAUCGACGAGGAACCACUGUCCGAGAACAUCAACCCACACAUACUGUCCAAAACCGUAUACACCGUGUCUUAGUUAACAGUUAACAUCAAGCGUAUCCAUUGCAUUAUUUGCAACACCCUAUACUAUACCUAAUCAUCAUCGUAGGUACUGCAGAUUUCCCAAUUGCAUCUAUCAUAUAUUUAACAAUACUAAACACUUUAAGUACAAUAGUGUUCGAACAUAUCAUUUUGUAUUUAUUUAUUUUUUACAGUAUCUGUAUUAAUAUAGCAUAGGUAUUCUACAAAAGUUGUUCUGUCAAUCUGUUCAAUUUUAUACUUCAAAUUUUUUUUACAAAUAUAAGUAGGUACCUAAUUGCCCACUGGCCACUAAUCGAUUUCAGUUGAUAAAUACAAUUAUAGUUUGUUAUAUUUUGUGGAUUAUUGUGUAAAAUAAAAUCAUUUAUAAUCUAAAUAUACACGAAUUUCGACAAAAUAUAAUUAAGUAUAAUGCCAAUAUACCGCAAUGAUUCUAAUUUAGCUCUUGAGCAAUUUUUUUUUCAAAUUGUAUGUUUUUACAUGUGAACUAAGAAUGUAAAAAAAGUUGGACAAACUUCGUUGAAUCGGUGAAAAAAUAUAAAAGUUCGGGUUUUUCCGUAACGCUAUUUUUUUUUUUUUUUAAAUAAUACUUUAAUAAUAAUUAAUAUUUGUAAUAAAAAAG
This is a messenger RNA of Cinara cedri, 12013 nucleotides long. NCBI's taxonomy places the organism in Eukaryota, Metazoa, Arthropoda, Insecta, Hemiptera, Aphididae. The record is from the annotation of a GenBank genome assembly.